Botrytis byssoidea is the source of this 3133-nucleotide messenger RNA. RefSeq lists its product as uncharacterized. Gene Ontology annotation, biological process: mRNA processing. Bases 327 to 2447 code for a protein of 706 amino acids. Gene Ontology annotation, cellular component: exon-exon junction complex. NCBI's taxonomy places the organism in Eukaryota, Fungi, Ascomycota, Leotiomycetes, Helotiales, Sclerotiniaceae. The record is from RefSeq and is a predicted model, not a curated record. Gene Ontology annotation, molecular function: mRNA binding. The transcript is spliced from 2 exons.
CUAUCUUGGAUUUCAGCCUCUGAUAAACUUUAAUGCUUAAUUCUACACAAGUAAAGAGCUAUCAACCACAUCAUACCUUCUUCUAAUCUCAACACAUACAAUCCCGGUGUGCAGGUUUCGCCUUUUUACAAUUCCCUCUACAUCAGAACAUAGAAGUAGAUCCCAGUCGCUAUCGCACAUAACUUUCUAUUGAGCGCGGGCGCUGCAUAAUACCCCGUUUUGGACGCCACUGCAUGAUCUGUCACGAAUUCUUUCCCUUGACUACUUUCCUAAGAUCGCCCAUCAACCCGUCAAACCUAGGCCGAUACGUUUAAUAGCUCUCCGAAAUGGGUUCCCGCCAACGCAGAGAUUUGGUUGCAAGACGAAGGCGGGUUGAGGACGAAGGCGAUGAUGAAGGAGCUCAAGAUAUUGCUGAACUUGAUGACUACUCUUUGUCAGAAGGCUCGAUAAUUAGUGAGGAUGAAGAUAUUCACGAGGGCGACGAACCUAUCGAUGGCGGCAUUGCAAAUAAUGAGACGUCUGAAUCGAACAAGAUGAAUGGGAAUGGAUCUAAGCUGAAUGGUGGACAAACAAAAGCUAGCAAUGGUACUACUGAAGCUUCAAAGUUCAUAAAUGGUGCCAAUGAUAUGGAAAUGAUGGUUAACGGACCCAAAAGCUCUGAGCCGGUACAAACAGUACAAUUUGAAGACUUUCGAGAAGACGAGACCAAAGACACCCCUUCACCGGCUAUUGUCACAUCUACUGCUCAAAUGGAUCGACAACAAGAACAGCCUCAUGAAAGACGGAGGAGAGAACAUGAAGAAUACAAGAAAAAGAGAGAUGCGGAUCCAGCGUUUGUGCCAAAUAGAGGAGCAUUCUUUAUGCACGACCAUCGUCAUGCUGGUCCUGCGGCGAAUGGUUUUAGGCCAUUUGGCAGGGGCAGAGGUGGUCGGGGUCGGCCCGGUAUUGGAGGGCCCUAUGCACCUAUCAAUCACAUUUCACAACCUUUGGAACCCACCGACGUUCAAUGGGCACACGACAUGCACGAAGUAAUAACUGAACCCGUACCAAUAUCUACAAAUGGAGCUUCGAAUGGAUCCCAAAGAUCAGCUCCAGCUCCAAAAUCCGCACCUCUCAAUCGAUCACUUUCCACUACGAAGCACAUUGGAAAUGUACAAAUCCGUGUGUUCUUUGGAGAUAUGGAAAACCCUGUAUUAUUUCCUGGAAUUCCAGUGAAGCAAUAUACGCGUCUACCUGAUCAUCGACCACCACUUCGUCGAGAUAAACCUGUUCGAAUAUCCUUACCUGACCAUCCACCACGUUACAUAUUCCCUGCUGUCGAUAGAUCAUUCAUAUUCAUCCCAAGAGCUAUGCGACCUAAUCAACAAGGGUUUGGUGGACGUGGCAGAGGAAGAGCUGGUCUUGGAUCCGUCGGGGGUUAUUCGAGACGUACGAGCGUUUUUGGUGGUAGCGUUUACGGAAGUACUUAUACUCCAAGCGUUGCCAUGAGUCGUCGUUCGUCCCUUGCACGAGAGGUCAAUCGAGAAGCUCUUGUCUCACCUAGCGGAUCGACAAUGUCUAGGCCACAAAUAUCGAUGGAUUCAUCGAGACCCGUGGUAAAAUUACCGCCAUCAAGCCAAGCUGCACAACCUCAACAAUUUCAGGCACCUGAGCCUGGAGUAGCUAAUGGAUCUUCACAAGUCUCUUCUCUCGAAAAUGUUCCACAACCUCAAACCUAUCCUCUCCCCCAGAAGCCAACUCUUCGGGAAAACCGUCCGAAUACAAUUCCAAUGCAUCAACCUCGGCCUCAGAAGACUGUCUCUCUGGCCGACAUUGAAUCACCCGCAUCAAUGUCAUUCAAUCCUCCCCAGCAAAGCCAACAACCAUUUCAUCAACAGGUCCCCAUCCAAAUUAAUGGAAAUAGUUAUUCGCACGAUAACGUUCAACAUUCCCGCCAACCAUCCUAUCCAAGUCAAGCUUCAACUGGUACCCCAUUAUCACAAAUUCCAGAAAGAGCUAUUCACGCACCGGCUUUCCAACCUAACCCUUAUCAACAGCCAGCCUCCAACUACUACCCACAGACUUACCCCGUUUUGCAGCCCCCACAAGGAUAUUACUACCCUCAAACCUUUAAUGCACCCAUGGCUUCUACAGUUGGCACGACUCCUUUUGUACCCGCACAACAGCAGCCUCAACAAACAUAUAAUCAACCUGCACCUCAGCCUGCUGAAGCUUCGACAUCGCAAGCACCUCAAAAUUUGGUAGCUCAAGAAGUCAAUGGAAUGGUGUAUUAUUAUGACGCAGCGCAAAUUCCAGCCGUUCCAAGUUUCCCAGCCGGCUAUCAACAACCUCAACAAUAUCCUAUGCAGCAAGUAGGAGGUGUAGUAGGAAUGGGCGGUAUGAUGACACCAAGCCCGGAUGGUUUCUAUUACCCGCAGCAACAAGGUGUUGUGUAUUACACACAAUAAUGACUUCUAUAACUACUCCCGUCAAAGUCUUCAUUCACGAUUUGCAAGUCACACCUUUAUAGUCUCUCUUAAUGCCUUCAGCUAUUUUAUGCGUAUUUUCUGAAGCGUUUGCUUUUUAUCGUCUCUUGUGGUUACGAAUGCGAAAAAAAAAGAUAUAUCACUGUUCAUUCUUCAGAAGCAACGGCUUGACUUCUCAUAUCAUGUUUUUGUAUCAGGGAUGGCAAUUCAAUUCUUUUGAUCUGGUUGGCAUGGUUUUUUUUUGGUUGCAAGUUAGAGCUUCUGCUAUGCUUUUCGGGUCUACCCUUUUGCAUUUCGAUCUUCUUGAUCAUUCAGUCUCUGAUUCAAUUUUCUCGUCUUGGUACGGUGUAUUUUCUCAAUGAUAAUGGCCCCUGAUGUUUCGAUUGGAACAAUGAACGAAUGGAUAUCUCUUUCGGGUGGACGUACGGUUGUGGGAUGGCCUUCUGCAUUGGAUCGAAACUUAUGUUUGCUGUUAGCGAGCGGGUGGAGUCAUGGAUAUCGAUAGUGAUAGCGGGAGCGGGAGUCGUAAAGUUAUGAAGUAGUGGUAGUAGUAGUAUUUACAUAGCAAGAAUUAUUGUGUGGGGAUGAAUAUGUUGGCGGAUUGAACGUGGAAUGGAUAUGUUUCCAUGCCGCCUUAUGAUACAUCAAUUGAAUUACCCUUCUGAUGU